This is a messenger RNA of Staurois parvus, 343 nucleotides long. NCBI's taxonomy places the organism in Eukaryota, Metazoa, Chordata, Amphibia, Anura, Ranidae. The record is from the annotation of a GenBank genome assembly.
UGAUCAGUGGAAAGAGCCGAAGACAUCGGCUCGGUCAUGUGAUCAGCUGUGUCCAAUCACAGCUGAUCACAUGGCACUGAUCCCCCUGAUGAUCAGUGUAGCCCUAUCAGUGCCACCUGUCAGUGUCCAUAUAAUGUCACCUGUCAGUGUCUGUCAAUGCCACCUGUCAGUGCCAAUCAAUGCACAUCAAUGCCAUAUAUGAUUGCUAAUCAAUGCCACAUAUCAGUGCCAAUCAAUGCCACAUAUCAGUGCCUACCAGUGCACAUAAAUGCCACAUAUCAGUGCCCAUCUGAGCUGCCUAUCAGUGCUAGUCAGUGCUGCCUAUGAGUGCUGCCAAUCAGUG